This is a messenger RNA of Pseudomyrmex gracilis, 2483 nucleotides long. RefSeq names its product zinc finger protein 782-like. The record is from RefSeq and is a predicted model, not a curated record. Lineage: Eukaryota; Metazoa; Arthropoda; Insecta; Hymenoptera; Formicidae. The coding region runs from base 215 to 1540 and encodes 441 amino acids. Gene Ontology annotation, biological process: regulation of transcription by RNA polymerase II. Gene Ontology annotation, cellular component: nucleus. Gene Ontology annotation, molecular function: DNA-binding transcription factor activity; zinc ion binding; RNA polymerase II cis-regulatory region sequence-specific DNA binding. The transcript has 5 exons.
CCGCCAUUAUAGAUUCCGUUGUGAGUGACCGAGUAUCUUCGCAAUUGCGACUUCUCACGGAAAACUCCGUUGUUCGCGCCUUCGAGGAUUUUGCUCCGUCGUUUCACUUGUCGCGGAUUCGAAGAGAGUAGAGGGAGAGAUAAAAAAAACAGAGGAAAAGGGCUGAUUUGGCUAACUUGAGCGAGAAAAAGACGUACGGGCGGAUAAAGCAACGAUGAAAACGUACAGCAGAAAAAAGGGCGACAGUCCGAGUAACGUAAUCAUCCAUGUAAACGAGCUGUGCCGACUGUGUUUGGCCAAGGAGGAUGAAAUGGUGCCGAUUUACGAAGACAAAUCCCUGCCGGUGCCUCUGGCGUUGCGUAUAUACGCCUGUGUUAACGUCGAGGUUUUUGAACAGGAUGGCCUGCCUAACAUGAUAUGUCAUCCAUGCAAAUAUCAGCUGGAAAAAUCCUAUCAGUUCAGAAAAAAAUGUCAGGUUGCUGAUGCAAAGCUUAAAAAACAUAUUAAAUUAAUAGAGCAGCUUGAACAAGAUCAAGAAAGUGACAGUCAGGAAAGCAGAGAAAAUUCAAAAGAUUCUACAACUGGCAAGUCUAAACAAGUUAAGCAGCUGUUGGCUAAUUUAGUCACUGUUAAAGGUAACAGUAGUCAAGUAGAAGGAGAGUCACUCGAAAUGACAGAAGAGGAACUUGUUGGUGGCUAUAUAUUGGGAAUGAGUUCUGAAAACCCAGAGAUGGAAGUGGAAGAAACUGCUUCAGAAGAUCCAGGCAACAUUACACUGGUACCGGCUGAGGAGCGGACUGCAAAGGCGCGAUGCACGAUUAGAACAACUCGUAUCAAACAGGAGCAGGAAUCGGAUGACGAAGCAGAAGAAGUUCAGAGAGCGAUCGCAAAUGCUGAACAUAAAAACGUUUACGUAAUGGAAGUCGAUACUGACAAUCCUAAUCAAAGCGAAUCAUUAAAAUUACAACCCAUGUCUGAUACGUUAGUUGACCCAAAUUCGGAGCUCAAAGUGUUUAAAUGCGACAAAUGUCCGAAAGCUUUUACCCGCAGAAUAAUGUUGAAAAGUCAUCAGUCAGUGCAUUCCACACAAAGGGGUUUUACAUGUCAAGCAUGUGAGAAGUGGUUCCCGACAAGAUCUGCUUUAGUAAGACAUGAACGUACACAUACAGGUGAGAAACCGUUUCCUUGCAAUAUAUGUCAUCGUGCAUUCGCACAGAAAGAAAUUCUGUUCCGCCAUCUUAUGACACAUUCUGGGCAAAAGCCAUUCCAAUGCGAGCACUGUGAAAAGAGCUUCACACAACGAGAAGCGCUUAAGGUACACAUGCGCCGACAUCAAAAACUAAAUCCGAACGACAUCCAAUUGCACCACUGUCAACUCUGUCCGAAAGCAUUUUGUCACGCGUCAGGUCUUAGCAGGCAUUUAGUAACACACACUGGUAGAACAUACAAGUGUGUUGAAUGCGAGAAGUCAUUUACCGAUAAAAGUUCGCUGCUGCGUCACAGUCGUAUCCACGCGCCUAAGACAGUCGUGGCAAACUAAAUGGUGGAUACUUUCCACUUGUCGUGACUCGUGUCGAUUUAGGUUUAACUAAAGUCAAAAGCUCUAUGUCAAGUCUUAAAAGCACUUAUUUGUGCAAACUCGUAGCAAAAAAGAAGUAAAAGUCGACUUGAGUCAUUGACACACAGCAACACCAAUCUAAAAUCUCAAAUAAUACAAGACAAAAACAAAAAGCAUUUUUCACUAUUCAGUGUGUCGAGACUUUCCUGGGAUAUGGUCUCGUUGUUCUAAAGUUUAUGAUCUUCUAUUACGGGCCAGUGAUCUUAGGAGAGAUGGUAUAUUUUUGCACUUAAGAGGCACUGACUAUGACGUUGACGCUUGCUAUUCUGACACAGAGAUGGAAAGACUAGUAGGCGUCAAUGUCGUAGCCAGUGCCUCUAAAGUGGAAAAAUAUAUCCUUUCUUUUUAUGAUAAAAGAUCUCGGGGUCCUGAUGAUUCAACUUUAGACGGCCUGAUUGUAUUAAGUGGAUACUUUUGUAGGACUGUGUGUAGCAAAGUUAUAUGUGCGACUGUCACUAUGUUGUAGCUUACUUGACGACAUUGACGAGUGACAUUGUUUUCUAUAAAGUUUAAAUGAACAACUAAAUAAAAUACUUAAUUUUCUUUUUUAUUUAGUUUUUGUUGUUCAAUGCAAUACUAUUCCAACUGAACAUCACAGCGAUCGUUAUUAACAUACACACUCAUAACAUCGAGAAAAUUUUGCUAACUAAAUUUAUGAAAGAUUUAUGUUUAGGUUUUGUUUUGCAAUAAUCGCAUAAUUUUUACGUAUAAGUUGUAAUAUUAAUAACAUUUGUUUCAGUUAUUCUUGUAUAAAAUGCUAUCGACUGUUUACUGAAUUAUUAGAAUUUAAUGAAUUCGAAUGAUGAAUAUUUGAUUAAAAUUAGAUUAUUUGAUAAAAAUUAAAUCAAGUUUUUAUGCAAGGAUG